This is a messenger RNA of Venturia canescens, 2521 nucleotides long. Its product is annotated as RING-H2 finger protein ATL56-like. The transcript is spliced from 4 exons. NCBI's taxonomy places the organism in Eukaryota, Metazoa, Arthropoda, Insecta, Hymenoptera, Ichneumonidae. Bases 365 to 751 code for a protein of 128 amino acids. The record is from RefSeq and is a predicted model, not a curated record.
AAUCGUCAUAUCGUCAUAUGUUGGUUUGCAGUUUCCGUUCCGUUUGUUUAUAUCGCUUGAAAAGAGAAAGAGAGCGUGAGGGAGGGCAAGAGAGAGAGAGAGUGAGACUGUUGCGUUGGCUGGCAAUGAUUGAGGCUAUUUUUUGACAAGUUUGUUGGGAGAUUGGUUACCGAAGUAGAAUUGUGCGUUGUAAGAAAGCCGUAUCUCUUUAUGGCGGGGACUUUUACAAUUUAAUCGAAGUGUCCGAGGAAAGAGGAUGGCGAAAGUGAUGAAGAUUUCGCAAUCGGACUGAGAGCUCUGACAGAUUGAAAAGUAGUAACUCGAGCAGGGGAAAGAAAACAAGUUUACAAUUUAACGAGUUAAUAUGCCACAUCCGGGUGUAGCGUUGAUGGUUUUGGUCAGUCUUGGCCUUGGAGCAUGUCUAUAUUAUAUGUUUGCUGAUAGUAAUACUCACCAUGAACGUCAAUAUCAAUACGGGGGUGGUGGAUACCGUUCACGUCGGUCAGAAUCUCCUGAACCCCUGUCCACCAAUCAAGAAGAACGAUUCACAAGAAAGCGAGGAUCUACGGCUAGCAAUGGUCAAUCGGACUGUACAAUAUGCCUUGGCCACAUUGGUCAACGUGAAUCCAUAAGGCUGUUUCUUUGCAGACACGUAUUCCACACAACGUGCAUUACUAGAUGGCGUGAAGAAGGUCCUUCGGAAACUCGAGACACGUGUCCCAAUUGUCGCGCCAAACCAAAGGAGUGGUAGAAUGACAUCGAAUUAGCUUUACAAAAACUCAUAAUAGAAUAGAAAGCAGCGGAGACCUGAACAGCUUGACCCUUGUUCGACAAAAAUGUUUUUUUAUUAAUGAGCGAUGGUCAAGUUGAUAUGUAGGUUAACGUGAAAAAGUGCGAAGAAACGAAUGUUCAGAAAUUUCUUCAAAUUGAAAAAUCAACGAUAUAACGUUUGUAACGUUUUGGAAGAUUUUUUUUUUCCGUUCGUACAGAAAUAGUCUUUCAGAGGGCUAAGUAACAAUCAUCCGUUGGUUAUUCUCUAACGAUUAGAAUUCAAAUUUUACCAGUUCUUCCAAUUAUGGAUUUGUUCUUACUAUUAUUGAAGUUUUCUGUUCAAUUUGAAUGAUCAGUUAUUGAAUUGGCCAAUAUUCAUUUGAUUAACGAAUGUUGCAAAUAAAUCGAAUAUCAAUGAUAUUGUCGAUAAGCUAAAUAUUGAAAAUAUUUAAUUAGAGCUUUGUAAUAUUAAUAUUAUUUUAAAUACCUACCAAGCUGCUGAAGUACGAGAGAGAUGACCAUUCUCGCAUUACCAAGUUUUCUCUCGAAUGAAAAAUAUUUACAGGGGAAGAGAAAAGCCACUUUUCAUUUAGUUGGGAAACAGAGUAGUUCUUGUUACUUCCUCAAAAUAUAAUCUGUAGGUGGGAAAAUUUGGAUGCUUUAUUUUUAUCGACUGAACGUCUUUCACUCGGCGAUAUCAAUCUCACGAUUGGUAUGAAUCCUGCACGUUUUUUCUCAAAGAGAGGUUGAAGAUUUCAAAAGAAAAAAAGAGCAAAGAGUACUGCGUUCAACUUUUUUUCUUUCUCAAAAAAUCAAAGGUGUUCGUACUUUUAAGUUAUCUCUCUCGUACUGACAGAAAACGACGGAGACUGUAAUACCAAGUCGAUUUGGUUUGAACUUGUGACGGCUUUAAAAUCGAUUUAGUUGCAAAACUGACAAUUAGUAAGAAUUACGAAAGGAGAUUAAGAGUCAGUAGUUUUGUUGAUCGUGAGAAUUCUCAUGGAUUAUUGAUACAAUUAAUGCGACUAAAAUUAUUUAUAUAAUUAACCUCUUAGUGAUAUUAGGAUAAGGUUUUUUGGGUUAUUUAUUCUCUGGAAUGUCAAUAUAGAAUAACUUGUUCAACAUUAAUUUCAUGAAUUUUGUCGAAUUGUAAUAACAUUUACAGAUGGUCCAUUGGCGACCGAGAGUUUGUGUUGACGAGUUCAAAACUCCUCAAUGAAGAGAACAUGAAAUAAUUUGUUGGUGAGAAAGCUCUUGCGGAGUAUGAAACAAAAUCAACUAAAAGAAGAGACUAAAUUGAUGUAAAUUUUCUAGACCGAAGUGAUAUUUAAGGUUAACGUAUGCGGAAUCAGAAGUAAAUGUUUUCUUUCGUCGACACCCCAAUCGUUAUGAAUCUUUUGUUUAAAUUUAUAAAAUUCCGAGAUUUUUUUAAUGACAAAAAUUAAUAAUUGCAAUUAUUAGUUUUUGCAAUUAUUUGCAAUUAUUAGUUUUUGCAAUUCUCAUCAGUCUCAAUUUGUGUGUACGGAUCAUGCAAGCAGAUCCAAAGUUUUUGGGAAUGGAAUUAUGUAUUUGUAAUGUUAUUACGAAUUCUCAAUUGUUUUUCGGUAUUUAUUUUUGGCAAUUAUCUACUCUUUACAAUUCAUCAGAUAAACUGUUUAUCAUGUGAUAAGCGAAUUAUUAUUUGUCAUGGAAGACUAAUGUCUCUAUGAAAUAAAGAUUGACAAGUACGAAUCAUUUUUCCUAAUACAAA